Molecule: messenger RNA, 891 nt
Organism: Lytechinus variegatus (green sea urchin)
Lineage: Eukaryota; Metazoa; Echinodermata; Echinoidea; Temnopleuroida; Toxopneustidae
Product: 52 kDa repressor of the inhibitor of the protein kinase-like
Exons: 1
Coding region: 1-891 (296 amino acids)
Source: RefSeq, a predicted model, not a curated record
AUGCUCCUCAAAUCCCAUAAACAUGCAGAUAUUGUAACAGCCGAGAUGAUGCAUAAGAACCUGACUGAGGAAAAGCGAGAAAGUCGGAGAAAUGUUGCAAGGAUAGUGCAGAACAUACAGUUUCUGGGUAGACAAGGACUAGCGUUUCAAGGGAAGGAAGAUGUAGACUCAAACGUUCUCCAACUGUAUCACAUGAGAGCUACUGAUGACCCCCGAAUGUUGGAUUGGUUAAAGAAGAAAACCAACAAGUACAUGUCCCAUGAUAUCCAAAACGAAAUGUUAGAGAUAAUGGCACUUCAGGUAUUGAGGGAGGUAGCGUCCUCUAUCAGGAACGGUGUAUUCUUCUCGAUCUUGGCAGACGAAUGCACAGACAUUUCGAAUAAGGAACAACUGACACUUUGUAUUAGGUGGAUUGAUGAGAAGCUUGAACCACAUGAAGAAUUUAUCGGAUUCUAUCACAUUCCGAACAUCAAGGCAGAUACUAUUGUGGCAGUCAUUAAGGAUGCAGUCAUGAGGAUGAAUUUGAGCCUGUCGAACUGCCGUGGACAAUGCUACGAUGCCGGUGGCCAAAUGGCUGGUUCACGUCGAGGUGUGGCUCAGCAAAUUCUACCAGAGGCACCAAAGGCUCACCCGACACAUUGCCCUGGACACGCCCUUAAUCUGGCAGUAUGUGAUGCAACGAAGAGUUCCAAGCUCCUAUCGGAUGCUUUGGAUAUCACAUAUGAACUUUGUAAGCUCAUUAAGUUUUUACCCAAGCGUCAAGGCUUACUAGAUCAAAUUAAGGCGGACAUUAACUUAGAGGCUGCUGCUUUGAAGGUGAUUUGUCCAACACGAUGGACUGUGCGUGGACUGAGUUUCUAUUGCAUAAUCAAGAAUUAUGAGGCCCUUUGA